AUGAAUGCUCAAGGGAGAGCUGACAUCCUAUUGAACCGCCCCAUCCAUUACGCAAGCCAAAGCAGCCACGAUGCGACACCUGCCACGGUCUUUCAGAAUCACCAAGCUCUAGUAUACACGCUCCUCGCCCUAAUUUCUGCCUACGUGGUAGCCGACCACUUCGGCCUCGCGCCAGUCUCUUUGAUCCAAUUUCUUUGGAACAUCCUCGUCUAUCUUACACCCGCCCGCGUCCUUGUCGCAUUAGACUCCAGAAUGUCGCCGGCCGAUUCCGACCCCUCAAAUCCUUCCCAAAUGACGAUGCACGCCAAAAGUGAAUCGAUGCAACGGAUUCUGGGCCUUGACAAUAACUCGUUUCCUUUCAUACCUCGCCCGCGAGCUCUCUCCGGCAUUGGGAGUGUUUUCCUGGGAAACAACAAAGAAGCGAUUCCCCGGGGGCUAGGGAACUGGGAUAAUUCCUGUUACCAGAACAGUAUAAUCCAGGGACUGGCCUCUUUGAAAUCUCUUUCAUAUUUCCUGCGCCAGAACGUCGAUGAACUAGCCGAGAACAGCUCUCUUUCAACACAUGAGGCGCUAAGGGGGAUCAUCGACCUCUUGAACAGCGCAUCGAAGUACGGACAGAAGUUAUGGAUCCCACCGGAGCUCAAAUCAAUGAGCAGUUGGCAACAGCAAGACGCGCAGGAAUACUUCUCAAAAGUGGUGGAUCAGAUAGACAUUGAGAUUCGAAGGGCGUCCAAAGGACAGACAAGAAACCUGGGCCUGAAGAUGGCUGGUCCGCAAGAAAAUAUUCUUGGCAGCCUUGAUCAAAAUUCCACGACUAAUGACGGCAAGUCUAACGCCAACUCAACUUCCGAAACAGCCUCGCUUCGCAAUCCGCUUGAGGGCUUACUUGCCCAACGCGUGGGAUGUACCAAGUGCGGGUGGACCGAAGGACUCUCGCUAAUCCCAUUCAACUGCCUCACGGUUCCACUUGGGAGCAAGUUUGAAUACGAGGUUGGUGAAUGCCUAGACGAUUACAUGGCUUUGGAGGAAAUAGAGGGCGUCGAGUGUGCCAAAUGCACUCUACUGCGUGCUCAGCAACAACUGAAAAACCUUCUGGGAGACAUCCUAGGCGGUGACGGGUUCUCUGACAGGCCGGAGUCUCCUGGUCUGUCAGAUGCUGUGGUAACUUCUGCGCAAGCUAGACUGGAAGCCGUGAAUACCGCCUUGGAAGGCCAUGAUUUUGCCGAGAAAACCCUCACAGAGAAAUGUCACAUCCCUUCGAAAAACCGGGUUUCAUCGAUAAAGUCCCGGCAAGCGGUUAUUGCGCGAGCUCCUCAAUGCCUUGUCGUGCAUAUCAACAGAAGUUUGUUUGACGAAAUGACAGGCAUGCUCAAGAAAAACUAUGCCGGCGUCAAUUUCCCAAGGACGAUGAAUCUGAAUAAUUGGUGUCUUGGGGUCCGAUCUACUGGGCAAACCGGAGAAUCUCAUGAGCAAUGGGUUACGGACCCCCGAGAGUCGAUGCUUCCUCGUGCAGGUGAAGCAGUCGAUGUCCCCAGCAGACAGUACGAACUUCGAGCCAUCAUCACCCACUACGGACGACAUGAGAACGGGCAUUAUGUAUGCUAUCGCAAAUACUCCACAGCGGAAUUCCCGGCUCCCGUUCCAGACGAGGUGCUCCAGGCGGAGGGAGACAAGGAAAAAGCCGAGCGUUGGUAUAGGCUGAGCGAUGACGAUGUGCAGAUGGUCAGCGAGGGCCAUGUGAUGUCACAGGGUGGUGUUUUCAUGCUUUUCUACGAAGCCAUCGAGCAAAAUCUUUCGGCACGCCCCGAAGAGCCGCUGGGCACGGAAACCGUUCUGAACGAACCAACAGAAUCGGUAUCCAAUUUCACAGAAGACAUGUCUACAACCUCUACAGUUGCAGAUGCAGAGUCGAGUACAUCGCGCGCUACCAGUGUUUCUGCCUCUGACCAACCCUCUCUGCCUGUCGAGAACAGCAAGUCUCCAAUUCCACCUCUGAAAACCUCCGGUGUGGUAAAUAUCAACACGCAAGACAGCGGUGGCGACACAAUUGGCUCGCCGACUUUUAUCACCGCGUCAUGA
This is a messenger RNA of Penicillium argentinense, 2079 nucleotides long. RefSeq names its product ubiquitin-specific protease UBP1. Bases 1 to 2079 code for a protein of 692 amino acids. Gene Ontology annotation, biological process: protein deubiquitination. Gene Ontology annotation, molecular function: cysteine-type endopeptidase activity; cysteine-type deubiquitinase activity. The transcript has a single exon. Gene Ontology annotation, cellular component: cytosol; nucleus. Lineage: Eukaryota; Fungi; Ascomycota; Eurotiomycetes; Eurotiales; Aspergillaceae. The record is from RefSeq and is a predicted model, not a curated record.